This is a messenger RNA of Alternaria alternata, 1757 nucleotides long. RefSeq lists its product as hypothetical. Gene Ontology annotation, biological process: proteolysis. Gene Ontology annotation, molecular function: cysteine-type endopeptidase activity. The transcript is spliced from 2 exons. Bases 123 to 1511 code for a protein of 462 amino acids. NCBI's taxonomy places the organism in Eukaryota, Fungi, Ascomycota, Dothideomycetes, Pleosporales, Pleosporaceae. The record is from RefSeq and is a predicted model, not a curated record.
GUGUUGCAUGUCCCACCCAAUAUGGGGGCUGAAGGUUGGUCCACGACGGUGAACUCCAUCCCUCAUAAUGGCGGGUGCCUGCGAACUCUUCCAGCCUCGCAGCCUGGAAGCCUCACAAAACAAUGGCUCCUCUCCCAGACUCCACGGUACGCGUCGCGAACGGCGCAACGACUGAGAUAGCUCCUGCCAACGCAAACCCACUCCCAGGCAAGAGCAUAAAUGCCGACUUCCAGAUACGAUAUGUUGAAGACGAGCCUAGGCGCAAUGAGCCGGUUCCCCAGAAUGGCGAACCUCUUGUAGAGACCACGCCUGGCAAGGAAGAUGACGCCAGCUCCAACGCAGAAGCACAGAAGAACUGGUGGGCCGAGGCCAUUGCAAAGAACAUGGACAUUGCAGAUGGCUACACCAAAGUCGCAGUGCUUCUGAUCAAAUGGGCAGACCAUCUGGACGAGCUAAGAACUGCUGACGAGGCCCAAGAACUCGAAUCCCUCUUCCGCGACCGCUUUCACUACCAGACCAAGAUCGUCGAAUUGAACAUACGAAAGAAGCCACAGCAUCAGCUCGACAACCACAUCAGCCAGUUCAUUUGCGAGCAUGACGGGACACAGAGUCUACUCAUCGUCUAUUAUACGGGACACGGUAUCUUCCAAAAGGCAACCAAAACUCUGGAGCUUACGGGAACCCAAGAUCCUUCCAAGGAGACGGGCUUUAGCACUGUAGCCCGAGCCACUUGGAACAAGGCUGAGGAGCAGCUGCGUCAUGAAGAUGUUGAGGCCGAUGUACUGACUAUUCUGGAUACUUGCUACGCCAGCAAUCUCGUAAAGUCCAGCAGGCAGGAAGAGAAGAAGUUCGAGCUACUGAGCGCUUGCCACUUCGACGAAACUACUGCCGCACCCGGACCAAACUCGUAUACCCGCGCUUUCAUCGACGCUGCCAAUGAGCUCCUUGACAAAGACCCCAAGCGUCCGAUAUCUACCUUCAGCCUGACGCAACGCAUCAACCAAGACCCGAGACGGAUCGAUACACCUUCCCAACUUUGGGGCCGUAGUCGUAACCCUCAGCCAAAUCAAGAGCACAUAUUCUUGACACCUUUCGGACCAGAGAAAACUGAUGCUCUACAUCAGUACCGCCCAAGGGCCAAAGGCUUUCUGACCCUACGGUUUGGUCUUCGCGACGCGGAGCUAGACCAAGCACAGAUCGACUACAUGGCCAGACUUCUUACAAAGGCGCUGAACAACAAGGAACGCAUUGGCUUAAGAAGGAUUGAUUGUCUGAAUAUGGAGCCCGCACCACCGAUAUCGCAUUUCGAGCGCGUGACAUCCGUGUUGCGUGUCAGAGCGCAAUGGAAGAAGGUGAUUGCUAGGAACAAGGAGAAAGCGCAAUUGCGGAAUGGCAAUGCCGCAAACGGGUCGAUGAAGCGCAUAUGCGAUGAAUCCGACCAACUACCAGAUGCAAAGAGGCAGCAUCUAGACCCGACGCAUCCGCCAUCACCGCCAGUAUCAGACGCGUAGGAUUGGUUUUUGUUCCUCUUGUUAAUCUUUUUUAGAUCUCGGAUACCCCAUAGGCGCUUGUCGCAAAGUUAAUUUUCCAACCUUUGGUCAGCUCUUACACAAUUAAUACAACUGUAUUCUACUUUAGUCUGUCCGAUGAAGUGUCUUAUGGUGUCAUAUGCUAUACAUCGAUUUGUACAGCACUGUUGUUAGUUGUUGGGCUAAAAUCUGGCGCGACCAUGCGGCGCACUGAAACUGAAGUGGUGC